AUGGCAAGCCGGAUUAUGACUAAUCUAGACGACUCAGGGUACCACACAGCUAGCGAUCAUGAGUAUGAUGAAGUCGAAAGUUUGAGAAAGGCUAUCCCGAGCAGAACUGCCGCGAACGAAACUGUUCCUACCAAGAAAGAUUUAGGCUACAUCUCGAGGAGACUGCAGAGCAGCGCCUUCAUAAGCGAUUUGCAGCAUGGAUUGAGCUUUAAUAAUGCGCUGACCAGACUACAAACGAUGAAAGCUCUGAUGGAACAACUGGUGUCGGAUGCCAUCGAUAACAAUGUGGAGAGCGGGGAUGAUUUCCAGGAUUGUGCAUCAUCGCAUGAUUCUCUUGAAGAUAAGGGUGUGGAGGAACCAAAGGGUAUUACUCGUGUUACAACGCCAAAGUUGAUUCCCAUGUAUAAUGACGUGGUGAUCCCACAGGAUAAAUAUCCAGACAACGGGGCCCACGAAGAUGCUACGGAGAACGAAAGGGAGAUGGCGGAGUUGGAACCUCUGACUGUAAUAUCAUCGCACGAGAAGAAGGAUCAUAAGAUACUGCGGUCGAGGAUAAGGCAAAUCAAUGAUCUCAAAGUACAACCAAAACAGAAGGCGAUAAUGAUUCAAAAAUUAAUGAUGGGUAACGUUAAAAUCGCAAACGACCAGGUGGACAAGCGGUGUGCGGGAAGUAGCGAUGAUAGCGAGCUAAUUUCAGUAGAGUCAAUUACCACGCCAGAUGAUUUGCGACCAGUUUUUCAGAGACCAGGCGUACUGGGCUGUCCGCAUUACCAGCGAGCUUGCAAAUUGCUAUGCGGAGUCUGUAAUAAGUGGGUUCCUUGCAGGUUAUGCCACGACGAGUUGCAGCAUGAUAAUCCUCACGUACUGGACAAAGACAGAAUAUAUUGGAUCAUGUGUAUGAGAUGUCAGAACGUUCAACGGCCUUCAAGAGCCUGUGAAAAAUGCUUGGAGGAGUUUGCAUCGUAUUGUUGCGAAAAAUGUAAACUUUACGAUAACGACGAGGCUAAAGAUAUUUACCACUGUGAUAAAUGCGGGAUUUGCAGAUUAGGUUUGGGAUUGGGUGUGGAUUUUUUCCAUUGUGACGGUUGCCAGGCAUGUCUCUCCAUCGAGCUGCAGGACAACCACAAAUGUAUCGAACGAGCAACAAUGUCAAACUGCCCAAUCUGUGGGGAGUACAUGUUCACCUCGGUAAAGCCAGUUGUUUACAUGUCACCGUGCGGCCAUGCCAUCCAUCAGCAUUGCUUCGACGAAUAUACUAGACACUCCUACAAAUGCCCACAUUGCCAAGUAACGGUUCUCAAUAUGGAUGCUCAGUUUAGGGUACUGGAUAAAGAGAUAGAAGAGCAACCAUUGCCAGAACCUUACAGCAACUGGAUGUGCAUUGUUUCAUGCAACGAUUGCAAAGGCAGAAGCAAAUGUAACUAUCACAUUUUAGGCCUAAAAUGCGGACACUGUUUGAGCUAUAACACCAUCCAGGUAAAGUUGAUCAAGCCUGAAAAUGGCGAAGAAGAUAAUCGCAUAAAUUCUGCUGCAUUGGAACAGUUCAGUCACUCAAUGAACCACUCACUAAGCGAAAACUUGCUACGGGACCACUUCCAAACAGAGGAAAUAUCUCCCAUCAUUAACAUGGAUAAUUCCAUGUUAUCAAAUUUCGAUCAGUACAUGAACGGAUACUUCAAAGAGGCACAUCGCGACGGAGACAAGGAAAGUCAUAAUGUCAAUGACUUUAUAAAUACCAAGAACCUCUUCGGACAAGAAAAGAGUGAGAAUGAUGGCUGUUCAUCCAACAUCGCGGAAUCACAAGGUAUGAGCAGGGUUGGCUCGCUGACGGGCAAAUUCAAGCAACUAAUAGGUGACAGCUUACCUGUACAAAGAUCAAUAACCGACGUGUUUCAGAUGUGGAGGCAAGAAGGUGGCAGCGGACAAGAAAAUUUGCCACAGCAGUCGAGUCCCGACGACCCAGAUAAGUAG
This is a messenger RNA of Torulaspora globosa, 1971 nucleotides long. Its product is annotated as RING finger and CHY zinc finger domain-containing protein. The record is from RefSeq and is a predicted model, not a curated record. Gene Ontology annotation, biological process: ubiquitin-dependent protein catabolic process; protein ubiquitination. Gene Ontology annotation, molecular function: zinc ion binding; ubiquitin protein ligase activity. Lineage: Eukaryota; Fungi; Ascomycota; Saccharomycetes; Saccharomycetales; Saccharomycetaceae. The coding region runs from base 1 to 1971 and encodes 656 amino acids. The transcript has a single exon. Gene Ontology annotation, cellular component: nucleus.